GACAUGGGUGCUUUUAUCUGUGCUCAGUUCUGUGUGUAUUCAUUGGUUCAUUAAUUUAGUUGAAAUGGAUUAUUAGUUUUAAAACUAAGUAAUUUUCAACUGGAAAAUUUUGCACUAUCGGCGCAUUCGUUAGUGAUCCAAUAAAAGAGGUAUUUCCUUUCAGUGUUACGUCUCAUGUAGCGCAUACCUAAAUGAUCAACCUAAAAAUGAAAAUAAACAAGAAACUGUUGCCAAUCAAAGGGCAUUACUUCUUUUUUAAUGCAGGUACCGCACCAUUAGUGCCCUACUUGAGCACAUAUGCUCGCCAACUGGGUUUUUCUUCGGCUACAGUGGGACUCAUUUACACAGUACUUCCAAUUUUUGGAUUGAUAGCAAAACCUCUUUUUGGUGUGAUAGCAGACAGGUUCAAGAAACAAAAGUCAAUUUUUAUACUAUUCCAGAUAGUUACUAUUGUAAGUUUUUCGGCAAUUUAUGCGAUACCAGAGAGCAGAUCAAAUGUGACUGUGAAAUUGGACUGCGGAGACCAUGUUACAGUAUUGAAAAGCUGUUAUGAUACAGUAGCAUCAUUGGAAUCAGACGAGGGCAAGAUUAACUCUAUAGCAUCUCAAAGCAAGCUCGCUACAUGCCAAAUGAAUUGUGACAUGUCUUCGCCAAAAACGUGGCAAACAGUGUGUGAACAUUGGCACAUACCACAGUACUGUUACAGUAAUACAAACAACAUAAAGUACACCUCUUCUAUUAGCAAAGUUACAGUUAAUGCAAAUGAUAAUUGUACUUAUGUAGCAACUAGCAAUGUAACUUUAGAUGGACUUAAUUUUGUACCCCAUUGUCGCAUUGGUAAUGGAUUUGUAGACAUAAAUGAACCAUGUACUCUGGACUGUACAAACCAGAAACUAGCAGCCAAAAUAGGCAAAGAAAAACCUAUUAUGACAUGUGUAGAUAAAAUGUUAAACUAUAAAGUUUGUUUAAAUAACACAGACCUGCAAGAUUUUGUCAAUGAAACCCAUUUUGAUGCAUGUUCUGCGUCAUGUGAUCUGGAUGAAACGGCGCCAUGGCGUUUAAUGGAGAUAUGCGAAGGCUGGGGCGCAGACGUUGCGGCUUCUUGCCAACCAAAAACGAUGAUAGGACAAGAUUUCCCAUCGAAUUUAAGCUUUACAGGAACAAUUCUAUUGAACACUACAAUACCUGAAGCUAACUGCGUAUACGCGCAACUUAAUCAUAUUCAAUUACCAGAUGAGUCGACUCACUAUCCUAACUGUAUGCCUGGAGAAUUGUUUCAUACGUCAUGCGACAUAACCUGUGAUAAUACCGAGUUGAAUGAAAUAUUUGCAGCUGCGAAUGAGAGCGAAAAUAACCAGGGUACUAAAUAUACGAAGCAGUUUUGGCUAUUUUUUAUGCUUAUGAUAAUAAGUUGGAUCGGCCAAGCGGUUGUGGUCACUUUCGCAGAUGCUAUAUGCUUCAAUCUGCUAGGUGACAAAAUUUCUCACUAUGGCAAACAGAGAUUAUGGGGUUCCGUCGGAUGGGGAAUAUUCUCCUUGAUGACCGGAGCUCUCAUAGAUGUAUUCAGCGACGGAGCCUACAAGGACUACACGGUCGCAUUCAUACUCAUGUUCGUGUUUAUGACUGGGGAUGUCAUCGUGUCCUAUUUUUUGAAGGUCGAAUCUACAAAAAUGUCUAUGAAUAUACUAGCAGACGUCGGCACUCUGCUGUCUUCGGUCCACACCGUUGUGUUUAUGCUGUGGACCAUCGCCGUGGGAUUGUGUACAGGGUUGCUAUGGCAGUUCUUAUUCUGGUAUCUAGAAGACUUGGCAGCCAUGACAUCUGACGGAUCAGCGUACAUCAAAACGCUGCAGGGCCUUGUUAGUGCUAUCCAAACAUUCGGGGGCGAAAUUCCCUUCCUUUUUAUAUCAGGAUACAUAUUGAGAAAAUUGGGGCAUGUUAACAUGAUGACUUUAGUCCUAUUUGCGUUUGGAAUACGGUUCAUCUUGUACUCGUUCCUGACAAACGCAUGGUGGGUUCUACCAAUUGAGUUAUUCCAAGGGAUAACUUUCGGCAUGUUUUAUCCCACUAUGACGUCAUACGCCAACGUCGUGUCUCCACCUGGAACAGAAACUACAGUACAGGGUCUAGUUGGGGCUGUGUUUGAAGGCGUAGGGACGUCACUCGGCAGCUUUAUCGGGGGUCGUUUAUACGAGACUUACGGGGGAAAGAACACAUUCCAGUGGUUCGGCAUCAGCUCUCUGGUGUUCGGUGUCAUCCAUAUGGCGGUUCAAUAUGUUAUGCGUCACAGACCUGGACACGUGGGAUUCAGACAAGGUUAUACUUCAGUGAUAAGAUAUGAACAACCGAAUGACAUGAUUCAUAUACUAGAAGACAUGUCACAAAAUAGAUAACCAUUUGGCGACGUAUUCCAUCUGUGGCUUGUUUUGCUUUCCUAAUUUUAAUAACUUGUUUACAACGAAGUUCUUUAAUUCAUUUGUGUAUGCUGUUGUAUUGCAUCUGUUUUAAUUUACCUACAUAUUUUUACAUUAUCAUCCAUCUAUCAUAAUCUUUGUUGUGAUACUUUAGUUAUUUAUUUUAUAAGCGUUUUAUUAUUUAUAAAGCAGCUCAAAAUCAAUUAAUAAUAAAAAAAUAGGUAGAUAUAUCUAUCUAUAGGUAUUCAAUACCUAUUAAAACGUGCUUAAAAGUACAUGCUAUAUUUUAGAGUUAUGAUUGAAUGUGAUUGACAAAAUCAUGUUUGAUACAUCGUUGAAAUAAAUAAUAUAAAAAACUAAUAUUAGCGAUUUUUAAACUGUCUCGAAAAAUAGCAAGAUCCAAUUCGUUUAGUUCUGUUUAUAUUAUGAAUGUUCGCUGUAAACAGUCAAUCAAUAAUGUUUCAUGACCAAAUAAAGGUCUUGAUGUUCACUAGCACAAAGUUUUAAAAUGGCAGUAAUAAUAUUAGUUUUUGCAGUCCACUUAGGUACGAAAAAUACUGCACGAUAGUAUUGCUUCGUCCGGGGUUUUCUCGGAAAUUAUUGGAAUUUUUCUCGCCGUAAAAACCAUCCUUGGACUUCAGCGAACAUAAAAGAAUUGGUAAAAUUGGUCCAGGCGUUGUUGAGUCAUGCGCUUAAGUAACAACACGUUUCGUGAUUCAUUUGUAUAUUAUAGAUUAAUUCGAUCCUUCGUUUUAUAAGCAUGUACCUAUAAAUUGAGGUAUUAAAUUAUUGAAUCAAAUUAUACACAAAAUUAAAACAUGAUAAUUUACUACUAUACGUCCAAAGUACCUAAUGAUAAUAAAAUAUUUUGAAGUUCCUAUCUUUACUUAAGAUUAAAUUGUUAAUGCAUAAUUAAUUAUACUUUAUGUAGCGAUAUUUAUAUCGUAAGUUUGUAUGCUCAAAUUUUGCAUUUGUAUACGUAAUUAUUGGUAUAUUGGUGCUAGUACCAAACAAGGGGCAAUAA
Ostrinia furnacalis (Asian corn borer) is the source of this 3438-nucleotide messenger RNA. It is a transcript of the gene Sugb, whose product is annotated as Sugar baby transporter. Gene Ontology annotation, cellular component: membrane. Bases 192 to 2393 code for a protein of 733 amino acids. The record is from RefSeq and is a predicted model, not a curated record. Gene Ontology annotation, molecular function: transmembrane transporter activity. The transcript is spliced from 14 exons. Lineage: Eukaryota; Metazoa; Arthropoda; Insecta; Lepidoptera; Crambidae.